This is a messenger RNA of Prorocentrum cordatum, 1701 nucleotides long. The record is from the annotation of a GenBank genome assembly. Lineage: Eukaryota; Dinophyceae; Prorocentrales; Prorocentraceae.
GGCUCGAGGGGGGCGCGCGUCUGGCGUCGGCGGGUGCGCCCAGCGCCGCUCCCGGGAGUCAUGGCGACCCUCGCGGACUCCUUCCUGCAGGAUCUCGAAGAUCUGGAGGAGGACCACGACGAAGAUGACGGAAAGGGCAAGGCCACCAAGGGCAAGGCCAAGAAGGGCGGCGUCGUGGUGGCCGGCGACGACUCAGACGACGAGAUCCCCGAUGCAGUGGCCCUGUUCGAGCAGGCGGAGAAGACAGGCAGCUCGAGCGUGUCGGAGAUGUUGAAGAACGACGAGUUCCAGAAGCUCAUGGACGAGGUGCGCGAGCGCAAGGACGAGCAGCCGGCCCUGGAGCUGGGCAAGCAGCUCAGCGAGGAGGACACGGAGUACCCGCUGAUCACGAGAUGCAACUCGCUCGUCCGUGAGAUCGACGAUGAGAUGCUGAAUAUCCACCGCUUCGUCCGCGACAUCUACUCCAAGAAGUUCCCGGAGCUGGAGUCCAUCGUCACCAGCCCCCUGGACUACCUGCAGGUGGUGCAGCGCAUAGGCAACACGAAGGACCUGACGACCAUAGACUUCUCUGACAUCCUGCCGAAUACGGCCGUGAUGGCCAUCACCGUCACGGCUUCCAUGACGGCGGGCACGACACUGCCAAGGCAAGAGCUGGACAAGAUGAUGGUCGCCUGUGACGAGGCCUUUCUGCUCAACGACUGCAAGCGCGACGUGCUCCUCUACCUUGAGAGCCGCAUGUCAGGCCUGGCGCCCAACCUCUCGGCCCUGCUUGGCGCAGCCCUCGCCGCGAAGCUGAUCACUGCGGCGGGCGGCCUGCUCAACCUGGCCCGCAUGCCAGCCCAGAACAUUAUGCUGGUGGGCUCCCAGAAGAAGGCCCUCCUGGGCAUGGCGCAGUCCUCGUACCACACGCAGGGCAUCAUCCUCGCCAGCGACCUCAUCCUUAGCACUCCGAUGGAGUUCCGCAACCGGGCCGUCAAGCUGGUGGCCGGCAAGUGCGGGCUCGCCGCGCGGGUCGAUUCUUUCCACGAGUCUCCCCUCGGGCAGGUCGGGACGCAGCUGCGGGAGAAGAUCCUGCAGUCGCUGGCGAAGGCGCAGGAGCCACCGCCCGCCAAGCAGAAGAAGACACUGCCGCCGCCGGAGGACAAGCCCCGCGCCAAGCGCGGCGGCAAGCGCCACCGUCGCAUUAAGGAGAAGUACGGCCAGUCUGAGUUCAAGAAGCUGGUCAACCGCGUCAAGUUUGGUGUCGAUGCCGAGGAGAACAUCUACACGGAGGAGUGGGGCCUCGGUAUCCCUUUCUUCGAGGGCAAGCCGCAGGCGUUGAAGACCGUGAAGGUCAACAAAGAGAAGCAGCUGCAGGCGCACCUCAAGGCGCAGAAGCGCCAGCGAAACGCUGCGGCCGCGGGCAACGAGUCUGGGCUGUCGAGUUCUCUAGCGUUCACGCCUGUCCAGGGUAUCGAGCUGGCUAACCCGAACGCGACUCGAAAGGCACCAGACGUCGGCGAGAAGUACUUCUCGAACUCUGCCGGCUUCGUGAACCUCGCCACGCCCAUGAGGAUGUGAGUGCGCCUCUGUGGCACCCGCGUGCGCCUCUUGUAGUUGAGCUUGGGCCCCCCCCCCAGCGGGUAGGCUGUUGUCCCCUCUGAAGACUGGCAGGACUCCCUCGCUGUCCGCGCUCGGUGCGUAUGAGGUGCGAGCGGUGAC